Phytophthora sojae is the source of this 1608-nucleotide messenger RNA. RefSeq lists its product as hypothetical. Gene Ontology annotation, cellular component: cytoplasm. The coding region runs from base 1 to 1608 and encodes 535 amino acids. Gene Ontology annotation, biological process: Ras protein signal transduction; protein ubiquitination. Lineage: Eukaryota; Oomycota; Peronosporomycetes; Peronosporales; Peronosporaceae. The record is from RefSeq and is a predicted model, not a curated record. The transcript has 5 exons. Gene Ontology annotation, molecular function: zinc ion binding; ubiquitin protein ligase activity.
AUGUUCCAGAUCCGCGUGGAGGCCGCCGACAUGGCUGAGGAGGAGGAGGCCAAGGAGGAGGAGACGCUCGAGGACGUGCAGGAGAUGCAGGGCGCGCCCUUCCUGGCCGGCAACCCGCAGGUGCGCGUGACCACGGGCAAGCUGCGCUUCUACCGGGCCGACAAGUCCUACUCGGCCUCCGCCUCCGCCGGCGGCAGCCAGCAGCUGCCCAGCGAGCGUAGCACGCUCGUGUGCGUGGUGACGGUGCCGUCGCACAUGUCGCCCGUGGAGAUCCUCGAGUUCCUGGCCAGCUUCCGCGAGGACAUUGCGCUCGUGCGCAUCCUCAAGGACCCGGAGCGCAGCAACUGCAUGGUGCUCAUGCAGUUCAACUCGCAGGAGCGAGCUGACCAAUUCUUCCAGGACCAUAAUGGCAAGUACUUCAACUCAAUCGAGCAGGAGCGCUGUAAGAUCGUGUUCGUGCGCAGCGUCGAGUUCGACCCGGUGGUGAGUGAGGACCAUCCCGACAGUGACGCGCUGGAGGAGAAGCAUGCAGAUGAGGAAGAAGACGUCGCUGCGGCGCCGCUGAGUCCGCGGUCUGAGAGAAGAGCGAGCAGUCCACAGAUGAGGAAGCUGUUCCCACCGCCACCCGCUGGCAUGACGGAGAUCCCGACGUGCGCAGUCUGUCUGGACAGGUUAGACGCGUCGGCGUCGGGUAUUCUCACGACGCUGUGCAACCAUUCCUUCCAUUGUGAUUGCCUGUUCCGGUGGGAGGGAUCGAGCUGCCCCGUGUGCCGGUACAGCCAUGGUGACAUUGGCUCCUCGUGUGAGGUGUGCGGCACGACGGAGCACCUUUGGAUUUGCUUGAUCUGUGGACACGUGGGCUGCGGACGCUACUCCGGAGAACAUGCCAAACAGCACUACCAGGAGACUCUGCACACGUACUCGCUGGAGCUGGAAACUCAGCGCGUGUGGGAUUACGCUGGCGACGGAUACGUGCACCGACUGAUUUUGAACAAGCAGGAUGGCAAGUUUGUUGAGUUUCCGAGUCCACACAGUUUGAGUGGCGAGCGCUCGCAAACCCCGCCUACUACCGCUGCCGAGGAAGAAGAGGGCGAGCACCGGAAACUCGAAAAGCUGGCGGUUGAGUACAAUUUUCUGCUGAAGAGUCAAUUAGAGGAGCAGCGUCUGUAUUACGAGCGGUUGCUUGCGCGCGUGGAAGAAGGCGAAAGCCGGCAGCUUUUGAACGCCCAUGAGCACGAGCGGAAGCAUCUGAAGAAGGCAAACGCCGCGUUAGCAGAGAAGGCCAAAAAGCUGGAGGAAGAGCUGACCUUCGUCAGAGAAUUGAACAAGUCCUUGCUCCAAAACCAGGCGCAGUGGAAGGAGCGCAUUCGGAUUCUGGAGGAGCAAAACACUCGCAUUGAACAGGAAACGGCGGUGCGCGUCGGUGAUUUGGAGGGCCAAGUUCGCGAUCUCAUGUUCUAUCUAGAUACCCAGAAUAAAGUCGAGCAGAGUGCACAUCGCGAGGACAUCAUGGGUGGCACGAUCGAGAUCGAAUCUAAGCCGGCCGCUAAAGAAAACUCUUCGACAACUUCGUCUACUAGACGGAAGGGCAAAGGCAAAAGGAGAUAG